AUGUUGUGGAAAGUCUCCAGGAUGUUUUUUGGUGGCUUAGCGGCACUAACAACAAUAUCGGUUGCGACCCUUUAUCACUACCAAAACCGCUUAGUCUACCCAUCAUGGGCCCAAGGCGCCAGGAAUCAUGUUGAUACUCCUGGUUCUCGUGGGAUACCGUACGAAGGGCUUACUUUAAUUACCCAAGACCACAUCAAGCUCGAAGCGUGGGAUAUUAAAAAUGAAAACUCAACAAGUACCGUGUUGAUCCUAUGUCCUAAUGCUGGUAAUAUAGGAUAUUUUAUACCAAUAAUCGAUAUUUUUUACCGCCAAUUUGGAAUGAGUGUCUUUAUUUAUUCGUACCGAGGCUAUGGUAACUCGGAAGGUUCACCCAAUGAACAAGGUUUGAAAUUAGACGCCGAUUGUGUCAUAUCGCACCUAUCAACUGACCCAUUUCAUGCCAAGAAGAAACUGGUGCUGUAUGGCAGAUCGCUAGGUGGCGCUAAUGCCCUUUACAUUGCUUCGAAAUUCCGUGAUUUGUGCGAUGGCGUUAUACUGGAGAAUACAUUUUUAAGCAUUCGAAAGGUUAUUCCGUACAUUUUUCCCUUUUUCAAAAGGUUUACACUUUUAUGUCAUGAAAUCUGGAAUUCGGAAGGUCUUAUGGGAAGCUGUAGUUCAGAAACGCCAUUCUUGUUUCUAAGCGGGUUAAAGGAUGAAAUUGUGCCACCCUUCCACAUGAGGAAAUUAUACGAGACAUGUCCUAGCGUAAACAAGAAGAUUUUCGAAUUUCCACUUGGCUCACACAACGAUACUAUUAUUCAAGACGGGUACUGGGAUAUAAUAAGAGAUUUUUUAAUGGAGAGAGGCUUUAUCUAG
Molecule: messenger RNA, 855 nt
Organism: Saccharomyces kudriavzevii IFO 1802
Lineage: Eukaryota; Fungi; Ascomycota; Saccharomycetes; Saccharomycetales; Saccharomycetaceae
Exons: 1
Coding region: 1-855 (284 amino acids)
Cellular component (GO): membrane
Molecular function (GO): palmitoyl-(protein) hydrolase activity
Source: RefSeq, a predicted model, not a curated record